CCCAAACGUGAAAAGGCCUCUUUAAGAAAGCUAUAAUGGAUACAAAAGUCCAUUCAGAUCUAUUCGGGUCGAUUUUUUAAAUGCGUAUUUAAUGGCCUCAUCAUUAUGCUGUCUUCAAGUUCACCGUAAGCGCCCAACAACCUUGGGCCAGUAAAAUUUUAUAUUUAUAUAGUACCUGCUAAAACUGCAAAUGUAUCUACAGUAUGAAUGUAAUCACAAAGUAUAACUGUUGUUUCAGAAUUAUGUGCAUCGGGCCAUUGUUUACCGUCAUUCCUACAAGAUAUCACCGAUAUCUGUCAAAAGACAUUCUGAAAUCUUACAUUGCCUGUGACGAUAAAUACAGAGACCAGCUCCAAAAACAAAUGUGCCUAGCUGACAUACCUGUAAUCAUUCGAGAAUACACUAUAGCUGUUUAUCCAAAGGUUUUGGACAACUUAAAUGCCAUAGGAAAGGCAGCUUUAGAGGACCUCCAUCCCUGGAUACUGUGCACGUUAAUUGACUGGGAAAGAUUCGACAGAGUUAUAUGUGACAUGCCGGGUUCUACUUGUGAAGCAGGGGCUGAAGGAUCUGUUGUGCAGUUGCCACAGGAAAGUUCCACCGGAAAAACGACAGUGAUUAAACUUCAAACACCAAAUUGUAUCCAUGGAUUUCAGAUUCUGUUGAUCCACCUUCAGUUGACAAAGAAACAAAGCAAACAUCAAGUGCCCAAGAUUCCAACAAUGGAGAACGUCAUGAAUGGAAUGAGGCCGAGACUAAACUACUACUUGACACGACUGCAGAGAACAUGGAAAAACUGAAAACUGCAAAAAACAAAAAUAAGGUGUGGUCUUGCAUUGCAGGUGUUCUCAUAAGACAUGGUUUCAAUGUCACUGUAACUCAAUGCAUAGACAGGUACAAAUAUAUGAAACGAUCAUACAAAGCAUAUCUUGAUAAAAGCAAAAAGUCAGGAAGUGGUAAAUGCUCAUUUAAAUAUGAUGAGAGUGUAACUGCUUCUAGUAGUUCUACACCAGUGUCUGAACCCAAGCGUUAUUGCAGGAGAAGCAUGAUAAAUGAGUUGAAGGAAUUGAUGGAAGAAAGAGAUCAGAGGUUGCUCUCUGCACUUAAGAAAAUGAAUAAUGAGCAAAAUGAGCUGAUGAAAAAACUUAUUGAUAAGUUGUAAACUUAUCUGAACUAAAGAUGUAUUGUUUUAAAGAAUUAGAAAAACUGUUUUAAUUUUGUUGAUUAAUUUUAAUUUGAAGAGUUAAUUUGAAUUACUAUGUUUUUUCAUGCUAGUAAGGCUAUUUUGAGGGUUAAAAGCAUUAUAGUGAACUAACUCACACGAUCGUCAUUUUUAGAAAAAUGGAAUUGAAGUGUUUAAGUGUGCCUUCAACUUAUUAAACAUUGGUGUCAUAUAUCGUAAUUUUGUUAAUAGUCAAUUGUAGGCUUUCAUAGACGAAUGUUUAUUAGUUUAAUUUCUUUAUGUCCCCGGAUCGAUAGAUUGGGGGUAUAUUGUUUUUGGCCUGUCUGUCUGUCAUUCUGUCCCAAAACUAACCUUACAGUAAAGUUUUGCAAUAACUUUUGAAAUAUUGAACAUAGCAACUUGAUAUUUGGCAUGCAUGUGUAUCUCAUGUAGCUGCACAUUUUGAGUGGUGAAAGGUCAAGGUCAUCCUUCAAGGUCAAAGGUCAAACAUUUAAAACUCUAAUAUAGUAAAGUUUUGCAAUAACUUUUGAAAUAUUGAACAUAGCAACUUGAUAUUUGGCAUGCAUGUGUAUCUCAUGGAGCCGCACAUUUUGAGUGGUGAUAGGGCAAGGUCAUCCUUCAAGGUCAAAGGUCAAAAACAAAAGCGGUGCAUUAGGGGGCAUUGUGUUUCUGACUUGUAAACACAUCUCUUGUUUUUUUAAUAAAAACAUAAAUUCGUGGGAUAGUUCUUUAUGACAUUCUUUUAUUUCUAAUUCGUAGAUAAAUAUGUCAUAGUCAACCAACCCACAUUGCAAAUGUUUCUCAAUACAAAGGGUUAUUAGCGUAGUCGUCGUGCAAAAACUUUGAUGUGAGUCAUUACUUCUUUGUUAUUUGCAUAUGUUCAUCAAAUUCACAACUAUUUUUCUUCUUGCAACAAUGCCUAUCCAGAGCUGAAUUUUUUACCUUGACCUCUGAUUUCAACCUUGACUCCUUUGACUCUGAUUAACAGACAAGCAUUGGUUCCCGCGGGAGCUGUUGUAUAUAAACUAUAAUUCUAUGCUAUAUAAAUUUAUUUCCAAACUUAUCACAAUUUUAACAAGAAAGCAUUACAUGCAUAAUAUUUGACAUAGUGAUAUAUUGUCAUAAUGCCCUCACAGUAUGAUUACGUGUAAAAUUAUGACUAAGGGUAUUAAAUGAUGGAACAUUGAUUGAGGCUAAU
Dreissena polymorpha is the source of this 2378-nucleotide messenger RNA. RefSeq lists its product as uncharacterized. Bases 204 to 797 code for a protein of 197 amino acids. The transcript has 4 exons. Lineage: Eukaryota; Metazoa; Mollusca; Bivalvia; Myida; Dreissenidae. The record is from RefSeq and is a predicted model, not a curated record.